CCUACCGAGGAGGAGGCACAGAAACGGGCAGAGCCAUUGACUUCCUCUUGAAGAAUUACUUCACAGAGCAGGCCGGGAGCAGAGCCAACCAACGAGUGCCUCAGAUCGCUGUGAUCAUCACAGAUGGGGGCUCGGAGGACGAUGUGGUGGCACCAGCUCAGCGCCUGAGGCAGCAGGGAGUCAUGGUGUUUGGCAUUGGAGUGGGAGAUGCCAACCUGAAGGAGCUGGCAUCCAUCACCAACCAGCCUACAAAACACUUCAUGUUCACCACUGACAACUACCAGGCUCUGCUGGGGCUGACAGAGGGUCUGCUGCAAACUGUUUGCAUGUCCAUCAAGACUCAGAGGCAAGCCUUGGCAAAAAGGUUUGCAGACAUUUUCUUCCUGGUAGACAGUGGUGUGAGUGCAUCAGACUUCGGGCAGGUCAGGAAAGUCCUCGAGGGACUGGUCAACCAACUUAACAUCGAAACAUCUGCCUACCGUCUUGGUUUGGCCCAGUAUGGUCAAGACAUUAAAGUGGAAUUUCUUCUUAAUGCUUACAAAACCAAAGAGGAGGUCCAGAAUGCUGUUAAGAGUUUCCAUCAGCGCCAACUGCAACCCAAUGAGCCACGAAACCUGGGCAAUGCCUUGGAGUACGCCAGCGCCAACUUUUUCACCAGUGAGGCAGGAAGCCGAGCAGACCAGGGCUACCAGCAGUACCUGGUUGUCCUAAGUGGCAAAGACUCAGAUGAUCCUGUGUAUAAAUCAUCACGUCUGAUCAAAUCAGAAGGAAUAACUGUGGUAGGGGUGAGCCUUGGUGCAUCACUGAAGGAAAUGCGUCUAGUAGCAACUCCACCGUAUGUGUACCCCUCUGUCACCAACAUCGUACCUCCACUGAAGGCCAUCAUCGAAAAAGAGGAAGAGCAGAUCAUUCUGACUGGAGAGUGCAGAGCAGCCAAAAUGGCAGACGUUGUGUUCAUUGUUGAUGGGUCUGACAGCAUUGGAGCCACCAAUUUCCAGCUGGUGCGCACUUUCCUGCACUCGAUUGUGGGUGGCCUGGAAGUCAGCCCAAACAGAGUCAGAGUGGGCAUCGUAUUGUACAAUGAAAAGCCCACAGCACAGGUCUUCCUCGACACCUUCGAUGACAAGAAUGAGUUGCUGAACUUCAUUAAAAUCCUGCCCUACCGUGGAGGGGGUCAGAACACUGGAGCUGCCCUAAGCUUCACCCGGAAUAAGGUUUUCAUCAAGGGAAGAGGAAGCAGGAAAAAUAAAGGCAUCCAGCAAGUGGCAAUGGUGAUAACGGACAGUGAAUCCGAAGACGCAGUGGGUAAAGCAGCAGCUAAUCUCCGUCGAGCUGGAGUCACCGUUUAUGCUGUAGGAGUCAGAGAUGCCAACCAGACCCAGCUGGAACAAAUAGCAUCUUAUCCCCCCAAUAAGCAUGUGUACAAUGUGGAAAGCUUUGUCAAGCUGAAAGCCCUGGAUGACAUCCUGCAGAAAUCCCUCUGCCAUAACAUACUUCAUUCUGCAAUUGCAGUCAGCACAAGAAGAAGUGACAUCAAAGAAGGCUGUGAGCAAACAGAUGAAGCAGACAUCUUCUUCCUGAUUGAUUCAGGAAGUAUUUACCCCAAUGACUUCCACGACAUGAAGAAGUUCAUGAUUGAGUUUCUUCACACGUUCCGUAUCGGGCCCCAGCAUGUCCGUUUGGGGGUUGCAAAAUACGCGGACUCACCAGACUUGGAAUUUGAUCUGACAACCUAUUCAGAUGCCUCAGCACUGGAGAAUGCUGUGGAGAACAUCAAACAACUAGGAGGUGGGAUGGAGACAGGAAGAGCGCUGGAAUUCAUGGGCCCGCUCUUUGACAAUGCAAAGGCCUCUCGUGGCCACAAAGUCCCGAAGUACCUGAUAGUCAUCACUGAUGGGAAAUCCUCCGAUGAGGUCAAGGAUCCUGCAGCAAAAGUGAGGGCGCAGGGUGUCACCAUCUAUGCCAUCGGGGUGAAAGAUGCUGAUGAAGGUGAGCUGCAAGAGAUUGCUGGUGACCCAAAGAGGACUUUCUUUGUCAAUAACUUUGAUGCCCUGAGGCCCAUCAAGGACGACAUCAUCACAGACAUCUGCUCGACAGAUGCUUGCAAAGACAUCCCAGGAGACCUCAUUUUCUUGAUUGACAGCUCUGGGAGUAUCUAUCCAGAAGACUAUAAGAAAAUGAAAGCCUUUAUGAAAUCUGUCAUCAGCAAGUCUAUCAUCGGCAAGAAUGAGUUGCACGUUGGUGUCAUGCAGUUCACCACCAUCCAACAGAUAGAGUUCCCCCUCAACCACUACCACAGCAAGGAGGAAAUGUCAAAUGCCAUCAAUGCUAUGCAGCAGAUUGGUGGAGGCACGCUCACGGGCGAAGCCAUCACACAGGUGUCAAAGUAUUUUGAUGUCGCCAGUGGAGGGCGUCCUGACCUGAGGCAGAGGCUGAUAGUGAUCACAGACGGGGAGGCCCAAGAUGAGGUCAGGGGCCCUGCUCAGGUUCUGAGGGACAAGGGAGUGGUGGUCUAUGCCAUUGGAAUGGUGGAUGCCAACACCACCCAGCUGCUGGAGAUCACUGGGUCACCAGACAGGAUGUAUCUUGAGAGGGACUUUGAUGCUCUGAAGGACUUGGAGAGCCAGGUGGCCUUGGAGCUCUGUGAUCCUGACAGAGAGUGUAAGAAGACAGAAAAAGCUGACAUUAUAUUCCUGGUGGACGGCUCCAUAAGCAUAACCCUUCCCAAGUUCAGAAGCAUGCAGAGGUUUAUGUCGGCGAUAGUGAACCAAACCACAGUUGGCGAGGACCUGACUCACUUUGGGGUCAUUCUGUACUCCACCAACCCCAACUCUGUUUUUACUCUGAAAAAACAUUACUCUAAACCAGAGGUUCUUAAAGCAAUAGAAGCCCUGAAGUCCCCAUAUGGAGACACCUAUACUGGCAGGGCUUUGACAUACUCUAUACAGUACUUUGACUUGAAAUACGGUGGCCGGGCACAGGACCAGGUGCCUCAGAUUCUCAUGGUGAUCACAGGUGGCGAUGCCACCGACAGUUACAGUCUGGCUGCACCAUCCAAGGCUUUACGAGACAAAGGGAUCACCGUCUUCAGUAUCGGAGUGGAAGGAGCCAACAAGACUCAGCUGCAGAUCAUGGCCAGUGGCGACACAUCCAGAGUUUUUUAUGUGGAUAACUUCAAUGCCUUGGAAACUCUGUACAAGAAUAUUACUCAUGUCCUCUGCACUUCCACCAAACCAGCUUGUGAAAAACAGCAGGCUGACCUGGUCUUUCUGAUCGAUCAGUCUAGCAGCAUCCAACCAAGCGACUAUGACAUCAUGAAGAACUUCACAACAGAAUUAGUGAGAAGCUUCGAAGUCAGUGAAGAUUUGGUGCGGGUCGGACUUGCCCAGUUCAGUAGCACUUUUCAGGACCAGUUUUAUCUGAACCAGUUCUACACAGAGGACAAAGUGACCAAGCACAUCUUGGCCAUGAACCAGCUCGGUGGAGGAACUAACAUUGGACUGGCCCUGGAUUCCAUCAGGAAAUAUUUUGAGGCAUACCGGGGUAGUCGCAGGUCCACUGGGAUUUCCCAGAAUCUGGUGCUGAUCACAGACGGUGAGUCUCAGGAUGACGUGGAGGACCCAGCUGACCAUCUCAGGGCUCUGGGGAUUGAGGUGUUUGCCAUCGGCAUUGGAGACGUCCACGAUCUGGAGCUCCUGCAGAUCACUGGCACCCCUGAGAGGCUCUUCACCGUGCAGAAUUUUGGCAACUUGGAAAAUAUAAAGCAAAAGGUGGUUGACACCAUCUGCGAAUCCAAACGCCCCAGACAACCCGGCGAUUGCACCAUUGAUAUCGCCAUGGGAUUCGACAUUUCUCAAAGAACUGGCGCUCCUGGUGAGGUGCUGGUCAGUGGACACCCCAAGCUCCAGUCCUUCCUGCCAGAAAUUGCCCAUUAUAUUUCCUCAGUACAAGGCCUGUGCUGCGUCGACCCCCCACCGGUGAAGACCAGCAUUGCCUACCUAGUGGUGGGCAGCGGUGGACACAUCCUGGAUGACUUCAACUUUGAGGUCUACAGUGAGGAAGUAUUGAAGAAGGUCAUGACCCUGAAAUUGGAGGAGCCCACAUAUUUCAACAGUUCCAUGCUAAAGUCCUUCGAACAGAAGUUCAGCACCCAGUCCAAUGCUGGUGUGAAGGUGCUGGUGAUCUUCUCAGAUGGAAUCGACGAUGAUGUGAUGGAACUGAAGCGGGAGUCUGAGCUGCUGCAACAGUCUGGGGUCAGCGCUCUGCUGACUGUGGCUCUGGAGGGGGCGCGCGACCCCUCUCAGCUGCAGAUGGUGGAGUUCGGUCGAGGGUUUGGCUACAAGCUUCCUCUGAGCAUCGGCAUGCCGGGCAUCGGCAGCACCAUCCUCAAACAGAUUGACUCAGUGUCGGACAGGGAGUGCUGCCAAGUCAUGUGCAGAUGUUCGGGACAUGAAGGAAACCGUGGCUUUCAGGGCCCUUCGGGGUCAAAGGGUCUGCCUGGACAGAAAGGUUACCCUGGCUUCCCAGGAGAGGAGGGAGUCGCUGGCCAGCGGGGCCAUCCCGGACCGAAUGGACUUCAGGGUGUCCAGGGCUGCGCUGGGCUCAGAGGACACAGGGGCGCCCGAGGCCUCCGGGGGAACAGGGGUGGAAAUGGAGAAGACGGGCUGGAUGGAGUCAAUGGAGAACAGGGAGUGACGGGAGAAGGUGGACGUCGAGGAGAGAGAGGAAGCCCAGGAAACCCAGGUAUCCCAGGGAUCAGAGGGGAGGCAGGUCCAAAAGGACACCAAGGACUGAGGGGAGAUCCGGGCGAUCCAGGUGCUGACAACACCAUCCCAGGACUCAAAGGAGAGCCCGGCCACCCAGGCUUACUGGGUGCACCCGGAGAGGACGGGCGGCCAGGUGAGAGUGGAGUCAUCGGAAACCCGGGUCCAGAUGGAAGAAGAGGGCCACUUGGCAGGGAGGGUGCACCUGGAGCGCUGGGAGAUCCAGGACUAACAGGCAGCCCUGGUGCUUCCGGUCCACAGGGUCCCAGAGGGGUCAGAGGUCAACCUGGACCAAGAGGACUCCCUGGGCCUCCUGGACCUCAGGGGACACCUGGUGCACCUGGAAACCCUGGAUCAACCGGACGCCCUGGAAAUAAUGGACAGAAGGGCCAACCAGGAGAUUCAGGUGGAAAAGGUGCCCCAGGAUCACGGGGACCCAGAGGACUGCCGGGUCAGGAUGGUCGAGAUGGUUAUGGACCUGCAGGACCCAAAGGUGGAAAGGGACCCCCAGGUUUCCCAGGGAACCCUGGUCUACCGGGAGAGAACGGACUGCAGGGACGCCAAGGAAAUCCAGGACGGCAAGGGAACCGAGGUCAAGGGGGAAACACAGGCAGGCCAGGGGAGGACCAGGGUCCCAGAGGUCCUCCCGGAGGCCAAGGCAUGCCUGAGUGUCAGCUGAUCACCUACAUCAGAGACAACUGUGUUGCUUUCUUCCUGUUGCUUUCAUGAGAUUCCAUCAGUGAGAGCAACUGUCCAACAGGCGCACGCGUCGCGGUGGUGGGAUACAGCGCCUACACCAAGUACCUGAUCCGCUUCCAGGACUACCAUCGCAAGAAACAGCUGAUUGAGGCAGUGAAGAGCAUCGCCCUGGAGAGGACGGCCAACCGGCGCCAGCUGGGGGCCGCCAUGCGCUUUGUGGGUCAGCACGUCUUCAAACAUGUGCGAGCAGGAGUCAUGAUGAGGAAGGUAGCAGUCUUCCUCUCUAAUGGGCCCUCACAGGAUGCAGAAGACAUCAUUACUGCUGUUAUGGAGUACCGGGGCCUGGACAUCGUCCCAGCAGUCAUUUCUCUGCGGAACGCUCCAGCUGUUAGACAGGCCAUGGAGGUCGAUGACUCGGGGGGCUCCAUCUUCACGGUGCUGGGGAGGGACAUGGCCGCAGACCUGAGGAAGGUCAAGAACUGUGCCAUCUGUUAUGACCCAUGCAAACGCUCGGAGGAGUGUGCCGUCAUCCAGAAACCAGAACCACCUCAGCAGGUUGAUGUGGACCUGGUCAUGGUGGCGGACAGCUCCAGAGAGAUGCAGGCUGAUGAGUUUACUGGUGUCCAGCAGCUGCUGGGCUCUGUGGUGGAUCAGCUGGCUGUGAGCCAGAGUCCGCGCCAGACCAACAACCAGGCCCGCGUGGCUGUAGUCCAGCAGAGCGGCACCCAGACUCCCAAGGUGGAGUUUGGCCUGCAGACCUACCAGGACCGCGACCUGAUGAGGAGCCAGAUCCAGAAGAUGCAGCAGCAGGGCGGGUCCUCUGCGGUGGCGCUGUUUGUGGUGGUGGUUGGAGAUCGCUACAGCCGCACGCAGGUGGAGGAGCUGGCCAGUCUGCCUGUGCAGCAGCACCUGAUCUACGUGGGCAGACUGAAGGCAGAUGAACAGGGCUAUGCCCAACGCUUCUUCCGGUGUUUCCUCUCCGCCCUCAACAAGGGAAUCAACACGUAUCCUCCUCCAUCAUAUAAACAAAGCUGCGAGCAGCUGGCCAGUCAACAGGAAGGACAAACCUUCAUCAAUGAUCAGGGGCAGGCCGGGGUGGAGGAGCUGGAGGAGCUGAAGGGGGUGGAGGUGAGCUUUCAGGAGCAGACAGGAGGACAGUCUCAGGCUGACCUGGUGGACAUCAAAACAGGAGACACUCUGAACGCCUGGUGUCAGCUGGAUGCCGAUCCUGGUUUCCAGUGUGCUCACUAUGUCCAAGUAUGGUUCUUUGACAAACACAUCGCUGCAUGCUCUCCCUUCUGGUAUGGCGGCUGCGGCGGUAACGCCAAUCGCUUUAACACGGAAAGUGAAUGUUUCUGGACAUGUGGCAGCCAUAGUGUGAACACCGUGCCUGCGCCACAGCUGACCUCUGCCUCCAAAGAGUCAUGCUUCCUGAGCCAGGACCCCGGCAGCUGCUGGGACUACACCGUGAUGUGGUUCUUUGACACCGAGCAGAAUGAAUGCUUCCGCUUCUGGUACGGUGGCUGUGGCGGCAAUGAGAACCGCUUCCGUACGCAGGAGGAGUGUGAGAACCUGUGUCUGACCAAGAGCCGAUGAGGACGUCAUCACCGGCCGGAUUGGAGAAAAAUACAGUGUACCAGAUAUCUGACAGGACAACACACGCAUCUUCAAAAAAAAAAAAAAAAAAAA
Monopterus albus (swamp eel) is the source of this 7151-nucleotide messenger RNA. RefSeq names its product collagen alpha-6(VI) chain-like. Gene Ontology annotation, molecular function: serine-type endopeptidase inhibitor activity. The transcript is spliced from 39 exons. The record is from RefSeq and is a predicted model, not a curated record. Lineage: Eukaryota; Metazoa; Chordata; Actinopteri; Synbranchiformes; Synbranchidae.